Molecule: messenger RNA, 1232 nt
Organism: Anthonomus grandis grandis
Lineage: Eukaryota; Metazoa; Arthropoda; Insecta; Coleoptera; Curculionidae
Exons: 2
Coding region: 195-995 (266 amino acids)
Biological process (GO): regulation of transcription by RNA polymerase II
Cellular component (GO): transcription regulator complex; nucleus
Molecular function (GO): DNA binding
Source: RefSeq, a predicted model, not a curated record
AGAAUAUCGCUAAGUGAUUCAAUGAAAGAUUAGUCUUAAAAGCUACGAGACGCCUGCUUAAGGCCCAAUACAGACGAAGCAACACGACAUCAACACGAUACCCAAGCGACAACGUGGCUACAAGUUGCUCGUCAACAUUUUUAUUUAGUCGCCAGCAAACUGUUGCCUCGCGAUAUUGUUUUUUUUUUUUGGAAAUGGCCGCCGAACGAGAAAAUAAUUUAAAAAUUGUCAUUGAAGUUGAAAAAUUUCCAUGUUUGUAUAACUUCAAACGGUCGGAUUAUUCAAGGAAGGACAUAACCGAAAAAGCGUGGCAUGAAAUAUCAAAAGAAACCAAGUUUUCUGAUCAAGAAUGCAAAGAGAGGUGGAAAAACAUUCGAUUAGCAUUUGUACGCAGCUUGAAGCCAGCCCCGAGUGGUUUCUCGGCAAAGUCAAAGAAACCAUACUACCUUCAUGAUUAUUUGCUAUUUAUUCUGCCCUAUAUCAAACCAAUAAAUACAACUGAAUCACCAGGAAAUAUUGAAGGCCCACCAAAUCCUUCAGAAAGUCAAGUCGCUUUGCAAGUGGAUGAGACUGCCGCAAAUAACCAUGAAGAUGAAGAAUCACCUGCACCAUUAGAAGUGAUAUUUAAUAAUAACUCCGAGAGAGAAGAUUCUGUCCCUAUUACUUCAAAGUCGACGAAGAACCCACAGUACAACACAACAGGGAAAAAGAACAUGUACAAUAAUUUGGACAAAUCAUUUUUGGAGUAUUUGCAGAAUAAGAAAAAAAAACUUGCCCCUACUGAUGAUAAUGAAACUGCUAGAAAAUAUUUUUUGCUUAGUUUAUUACCCGACAUUAAAACACUUACCGAUGAUCAAAUGCGACACUUUAAGCUAGAAGUUCUGCACUUGAUUGACAACAUAAAAAAAAGCUCAGGACCAUCUACAAUAACAACCCCACUUUCUUCCACUGGCUCAAAUAAUUACCCAUACUCUUCAUCAAGAAGUGUUUCUUAAUCAUCACGACAUUCGUUUGGUACAAAUGAAAUAUCUUCAGCUAAUAAUGGACUAUAUGGAAGUUUCACUUCGGAGGCCCAGAUAGGAAUCACUUCACCACCAAAUAAAUAUGAACGGGAAGAACAAUCUCAUACUAAUCAAACCUUUUGGGAAAACCUUUAAAAUCCCAAUAACUUUAUAAUAUUUACUAUAAAUAUUUAAAAUGUCAAAAAAAUUAAACUUUAUAAAGUAAAGAAA